UGCUUGCUAGGGCUUGCCUGUAUUCAGUAGCAAAACGUCAGUCAAACGCAUUCACCAAUUAAGUCCGGUUUUUAAAUUAAAACAAAAAAUUAAUAAUCACCAAACAACAUGAACUACAUACUCUUUGUAUUCAGUAUUAUCGUUUUGUUGUUGUGCGCCAAUGUACAGGCCGUCGACAAGUAGGCUUGCUCACAGCCACAAGAAGUCGGUCCCUGCCGCAAAGCUGAUCCGAAAUUCUCCUACAACAGCGAGAAGAAGGCUUGUGAGCAAUUCUUCUAUGGUGGCUGUCAAGGAAAUGAUAAUCGCUUUGACUCCAAGGAAGAGUGUGAGAAAAAUUCCUUUAAGUGAUGCGAUCAAGUUUUAUUGAUAAAUUUAUCGUCGUUGGAUUGGUGUAGAGGCAAAUAAUUGUUGAUGGUUUUUGUAAAUAUGUAUUGUACUUACGAAAAUGUAUUUGUUAAAAAAAA
This is a messenger RNA of Rhagoletis pomonella (apple maggot), 464 nucleotides long. Its product is annotated as protease inhibitor-like. NCBI's taxonomy places the organism in Eukaryota, Metazoa, Arthropoda, Insecta, Diptera, Tephritidae. Gene Ontology annotation, molecular function: serine-type endopeptidase inhibitor activity. The transcript has 2 exons. The record is from RefSeq and is a predicted model, not a curated record.